AACAUGUCUCAAAUGAUCUUACACAUGUUCUUUUGCAUAUUGUUAUUACUUCUCAUAAACGUUUCUUACUCUUUUUCUUUUUCUUUCUAAAAAGUCUAUGAAAUGGAUCGCAAAUGUUAUAGCUGUAUCCAUACUGAAUUGAGUAAAUGAAUAUUUAUGAACAUGUAUGAUACAAUAAAGUCUAAAAACUAUAUAUAUAAAACAAAAAUUACGAAAGAAACAAAGUGAACCAAAGAAUCUUUUAUAAGUUUUCAAAGGUUUUCAAAUUAUUUAGUUGUGCCCUGUGAAUGAAGCAAAACAUAGAUUCUUUGUAAGAAAAACAGCAACCCAGCUUUACAACCUGCAAGAACAAGUAUUUAAUUCCUUAACGAAUCCCGAAAACCCAAACAGCCUUAAACAAGAAAAGCACCAUCUAAUCAAAACCUAUAUAUAAAUCUAAGCUCUUAAUUCGUUCCACAAUUAAGAUCUUAACUUCAAAUAUCUUCCUCAAAAAAAUUUACAUAGUUCUGGAUUUGUCUUGUCUACGGCGACACGAAGAAAAUGGCGGAACAGCGAAUGCAACCAGUGGCUUCUUUGCUUCUACUCCUGAAUUUCUGCAUGUACGCCAUUGUUCUCGGAAUUGGAGCAUGGUCCAUGAACAAAGCUAUCAGCCAUGGCUUCCAUAUUGGUGCGGAUUACAGCCUUCCCGCUCAUUUCUCGCCAAUAUAUUUUCCGAUGGGUAAUGCGGCCACCGGAUUCUUUGUGAUGUUUGCCUUAAUUGCCGGAGUUGCUGGAGCUGCCUCUGUUAUCACCGGUGUCAGUCAUAUCCAGUCAUCCACUACAGCGAGUCUUCCGGCAGCUGUCUCUGCCGCCACCAUUGCUUGGUCGCUCACAGUUUUAGCCAUGGGAUUUGGCUGCAAGGAAAUUGAACUUGGAAUGAGAAAUGCCCGUCUGAGGACAAUGGAGGCAUUUCUAAUCAUUCUUUCGGCAACACAACUUAUCUAUAUUGCUGCUAUAUAUGUAACUCGAAAAUAAAUCGAGAGAAAAACUGAUUUAUUUUCUUCUUAUUUAUUUGUUUUGUAAUUUAUAUUUUCUUAUCUAAUUUGCUUAAUUCCAGAUGUGUAUUUGUGUGGUUUGUAUUAUUUAUUGAAUUUACAGUAAAAUAUAUACUAUAAUUUUCAACAUUAAUAAAAAGAAAUUUGAAUUC
This is a messenger RNA of Brassica rapa (field mustard), 1186 nucleotides long. RefSeq names its product membrane protein PM19L. NCBI's taxonomy places the organism in Eukaryota, Viridiplantae, Streptophyta, Magnoliopsida, Brassicales, Brassicaceae. The record is from RefSeq and is a predicted model, not a curated record.